AUGCCUCGUCCUAGAAGACCUGGUGCACCGGAACCAAAACGUCGAAGCCGUAAAGGAUGUUGGCCAUGCAAGGCACGCAAAGUAAAAUGUGGCGAGGAGAAACCAGCAUGUCUUAAUUGCCAGCGACAAGGCGACCCUUGCGACUAUAGCGUCCGUCUGAACUGGGGAGGAAGGACGAAACGCACAUCAAUUGACUCACCGAAUUCGCAAUCUAGUGGGUAUGGAGGAGCUGUAAUUGGAUUUUCGGACUCAUUUGCCAUCAACAACCUGAGCCCGAUUUCGUUCCCCACUCCAACAAGUAGCAACCCUGCAGAUGGAUUUCACAACACCCAUGCCGGGGAAUUGACGUCGCCGGGAGCAGUAUCUCCGAGUUCACCAGCACCAGUGGGGCUUUUUGAAUCCCCUAGUCUUGGUUCAGGCUCUGAAGGAGUGACAUCGCCGGGUCAAUUAGAGACUCAGUUUUCCUCAACCUGGGUGGAACAAUCUCCUCCAUUGACGACAUCAGUAUCCUCGGCGCCUUCGUUGCAAUAUCAAUUUGGACAACAGAGAUUUGAUAACUCGUCAUAUAUGGGUUCGGUCGAUCAGCCAUCCAGUCUCAGCUCACUCUCUGCCUUUGCAUUCCAUACAAACCCCGUGUCGCAGCCAGUCUCGUACCUGCGCCAUUCUGUAGAUACUUCCAAUCACUCCUCGGAUCAACCUAUCUUUCACUCUCGUGAUGAAGGGCAUCUCUCUCGAGGGUCGCAUGACGACCAGAGUAUACAUCUUGGCGCUGGGUCUAGGAUAGGGCAAAACAGAUCCUCAAACAGCCCGCAGGAAACUGGCGGCCUGUCCUCCAUGAUUUUCGAUUCACACAGAGCCUCGACUGCUGAAAAUGAUACAACCUCGUCUCCGAGGCCCUGCGAAACAAGCAAAAACAUUGACCCUGUACAUGACUAUCACAAUGAAUUGUCUCCCGAUCGUCAGGGAUUGGCAGAGAGCAAUAAUGAAGCUGAUCAAAUAUCUCACGAGACUUCAAUGGCCCAGAACAAAUGGCAGACAUAUCUGAAUAAUGUGACCGACAAUUAUGGAUUGGACUCCGGGCGCCUUGAUCAGGAUUUGACUUUCAACAACGAUCAUGCUGCCAUAGAUAUCAAUUAUGCGUUGGAUUUGAUCGGUUCUCGGUGGUGCAACGAGGAACACUCGCAUUUGAAAGCCUCUCAACCUGGCCCCGAACCACAGGUCCAGUUUUGUAGUGGUUAUUACGCUUCCCCAGUGCCCAUCAAUGUCCCGAGGUACUUAUCUCCGCUUCCGUCAUCGCUGCUGGAGAACCCCAUCAAUUUGAUGUACUUCCAUCAUUUCCUAAAUCACACUGCUCGGAUGCUUGUCCCGCACAACUGCGAUAAUAAUCCGUUUAUCUCGGUUUUACCAUCAAUGGCAAUUGGUGAUUCCAAUCUCCUCAAUUUACUGCUUGCGUACUCUGCUAGUCAUCGUGCUCGAUACCUAGGCCAUCCCGAGCCCGCCAAUCGAAUCGCUCAUUGGGUUAGCCAGGUUUUCCCAACCUUGCGUAUGGCAUUGGAGUCAUCUAACGAAGACAUCACCGAUAGCCACCUGGCCACGGCCAUUAUGCUGUUGUCAUUGAAGAUUGUUUCUCCGGGGACAUUUGAAGUACCAGUCACCUGGAAGACUCACCUCAAACUCGCUCGCGAUUUAUUCCUUGCACGGAGCGAGAGCAUGGCAAAGCCUGGGAACAGGAUUGGGGCACUCUUCGCCCGUUGGCUGGGCUAUCUCGACACGAUGGGAUCUUUAUCAUGUCGUGAAGCCGGCCCUCCACUAAUGAUAUACAACUCCGUCCUAACAGUUUGCUCUGCCCCCGACGGUCAUGAUGACUUCGGUGUUGACUGCUUUACGGGGUUCACCCCCCGCACCGGAGUAUUUCUGCUCCGUCUCGCUCGGCUGGUGCAGCAAUGUGACAAUCAACGCUUCGACGAAAUGGGUAAUUUUAGACAUGAUUGGCAUGCAUCUGCGGAAAUGGUCCUGGAAGCGCAAUCCGUACUCGGUGAUAUCGACGGGAUCGACGAGCGUCCUCAUACUAGCCCGGAACACCAUCAUGGCGUCGAGUCUGCGGACAUGAUAGCCAUCGAGGAAGCCUUCCGGUCUGCCGGUCUCCUGCAUCUCCAUCGGCGUGUGCUUGGGUCUCCACCUGACUCGUUUCCCGUCCAGGAUAUCUUGCGCAAGCUCAUUGAUGCCCUCGGACGCAUGCGUCCUGGUGCAGCCACCGAGGUCUGCUCCUUGUUCCCGCUCUUCACAGCCGGUUGUGAAUCCGGAGAUUUAGUUCAAAGGGCUAAGCUUUUAGACCGGUUCUUUGUAUUGGAGAGCUCAGGCAUGAAACAGAUUCAAAAUGCACGUCAAUUAAUGCAACACUGCUGGGAUAAAGAACUGCCUUGGAUUGCCCUGGCUAGUGGUCAGUUCCUAGGUUAG
Molecule: messenger RNA, 2457 nt
Organism: Penicillium vulpinum
Lineage: Eukaryota; Fungi; Ascomycota; Eurotiomycetes; Eurotiales; Aspergillaceae
Product: Zn(II)2Cys6 transcription factor
Exons: 5
Coding region: 1-2457 (818 amino acids)
Biological process (GO): positive regulation of transcription by RNA polymerase II
Cellular component (GO): nucleus
Molecular function (GO): zinc ion binding; DNA-binding transcription factor activity, RNA polymerase II-specific; transcription cis-regulatory region binding
Source: RefSeq, a predicted model, not a curated record